This is a messenger RNA of Athalia rosae (coleseed sawfly), 2627 nucleotides long. RefSeq names its product protein adenylyltransferase SelO-like. NCBI's taxonomy places the organism in Eukaryota, Metazoa, Arthropoda, Insecta, Hymenoptera, Athaliidae. The record is from RefSeq and is a predicted model, not a curated record. The transcript is spliced from 8 exons. The coding region runs from base 387 to 2003 and encodes 538 amino acids.
GGUAAACCACGGUUGAAAUACAAUACCUGUGAGACGGAUGUGAAAGAUGCGAUUUGACGCACAACAUCUAACAUCUAUCAUUUAUGUGUGCAGAAUAUUUUUGCGCAUAUGUUCGAGCGAUGUUCUUUUCAGAAACAAUGAUCAUGAUCACAUCGAUGAAGCUGAAUUCACGCGGAGGAGCACUGCAUGUGGCUGCUCCUGACAUGACUCCGCAAUUUUCAUUCGAAAUCUCGAAAUUUGACGAUUAAAAAAUUCAAAAUUUUGACACUAGUAAUCUCGUACAAAUAUAUGAGCAGAAAUUACGUACCUACAUGAAUCUUGAAAUAUGUUAUUAACAUGCCACUCGUAUUCCGCAGUUGAGUCGAAACGUAGAAAUUUUGUUUAUUAUGGUUAGCCUAGCGUGCACCCUUUCGACGAAAAGACCGCUCUAUCGGGAUAUUGAAACAUGGAGAUUUUCGAUAAACACGUUGUGCUCGUUGCCCUUGGACGAAAUAAAAGGUGAUAAUACAGCGCGGAAUGUGAGAGCGGCAAUAUUUUCCGAAGUGAAUCCAACUCCAGUCAUUCGUAAUCCAAAACUCGUUGCCGUCUCCGAAGAUGUUCUUCUCAACAUUCUCGACAUGGAUCCAAGUAUCUCUGAGACAAGCGGAUUCGUUCAAUUUGUAUCCGGUGAACCAGUUACGAAUUCAACCCCGUUAGCCCACUGCUACGGUGGAUUUCAAUACGGAGAGUGGGCUUCGCAACUUGGGGAUGGCAGAGCACAUGUUCUCGGAGAAUACAUAAAUUCCAAAGGUGAAAGAUGGGAAUUACAACUAAAAGGAUCAGGUCGGACUCCUUAUUCCCGUACUUUCGAUGGACGUGCGGUGUUAAGAUCAUCGAUUAGAGAAUUCCUUUGCUCUGAGGCGAUGCAUUAUUUGGGUGUGGGAACAACCAGAUCAGCAGCGCUUGUCGUAGGAGAUGAUCCAGUUUUAAGAGAUCAAUUCUAUUCUGGCCACAUUCGAACCGAAAGAGCUGCGAUCUUAUUAAGGGUAGCACCUUCUUGGUUUCGUUUUGGUUCUCUUGAGAUUUUAGCACAUCGUGGCGAACUGUUACAGCUGAAGAUGCUCGUUGAUUACAUAAUACAAAAUCAUUUCACGGACAUUAACGCGCUCGAAUUGGAGAACCGUUACGUCGUGUUGUUUGGGCGAAUAGCACACCGUACAGUGGAGUUGGCUGUACAAUGGCAGAGCGUUGGUUUUGUCCAUGGUCUACUGAAUACCGAUAAUAUGAGCGUUCUCGGAAUAACCAUUGAUUAUGGUCCAUUUGGUUUCGUCGAAACCUAUGACUCCAAAUUUGUUCCAAAUUGUUCAGACAGAGCCGGAAAAUACUCGCUGGAUAAACAAUUAGAUGUCAUAUUGUGGAACCUAGAAAGGCUCGCGGCGGCUUUUGAACCAUUUUUUAAUGAAAAUCAGAAGAUUCACGUGUCGAGUAUAUUGAGAAUGCUUGCUGGAUAUGGAAGAAGAAAGUUAAGGUCAUUGAUGAGAGCGAAAUUGGGUCUGAUUACGGACGUUGAAGAAGAUCAACAGUUACUUGCCACUCUGCUUUCGAUGAUGGAGGAAACCGGAGCAGAUUACACUAUGACUUUUAGACAGAUGGCAUUGAUUCAUCCGGAUUCAAUGUUGGAUUGCGAUGUUCUAAGAAACCAUUGGGCACUUUCACGGCUAAUGUGUCACGAAUAUUACGCGUCAUUCGUGGAAGCUUAUAAGCGACGACUUUACUCCGAAGGAGAUUACAACGACAUGGAACGCAGGUCGAGAAUGAACGAGGUGAAUCCAUUGUAUAUAUUAAGAAAUUGGAUGGCACAAAGCGCAAUUGAAAAAGCUGAGAAAGACAAUUUUUCCGAGGUGAUGCUGCUACAUAAGAUAUUGGAGACACCGUACUCGGAGAAUUGCGAAGCCGAAAGGCUCGGAUACGCCGCACCACCAUCGCCGGAUGCUUAUCGAUUGCGAAUCAGCUGCUCUAGUUAGCCACAAGAUCGUUAACAUAGAUCACAUCAUAGUGAGAGGAAACUGCGGUGUACCCAGAAGUUGAACCCGCUGAUAGAGUACCACUAAUCCGUGUUUAAAUGCUUUUUCCAUGUUACAAAUGUCCGAUUUGUCAUUGUAAGACAUAUCGAUAAAUUCAAAUUGAAUUACCGUUGAAUCAAAAAAGGUAAUUUGUCGAACAACUAAAAUGCAUCCAUUUCGUAAUGCAUUCUCUAAUUUCUAGUUAAUUCGAAUUGCGAUCUGCGGUUUAUAUCGUUGUUCUACUUCCGCAUGAAGCCCCUCCAGCAAAGAGAAUUUCCACGAUUAUAAUCUAGAUCGAAGAUUCAAGUCCCUCUUGGGGUGAAUUAUGAUAUUGCGUCAGUAUAUUCUGUGUCCAUCUAGCCAGAUGAUAAAGUUGAUGUUGAAAUUAAUUUCUUGUGGUAAUCUACGACAUUUUUCCUUGAUCAAAAACUUGUCGGGAAAAAAAUUUGUUCAUCAUAUAAAGAGUCUAACGGAUACUAUUAUAAACCCAACUCUCGCUCUCGUUCAUCAGAUCUUAUCUGGUAAUCUUGAGUGUUGAACACAGUGUAACUCGGGUAACCAGUGAAUAGAAAAUUGUCCCAAAAA